Messenger RNA from Ceratosolen solmsi marchali, 4339 nucleotides. It is a transcript of the gene atos, whose product is annotated as atos homolog atossa. The coding region runs from base 408 to 4253 and encodes 1281 amino acids. The record is from RefSeq and is a predicted model, not a curated record. The transcript has 11 exons. Lineage: Eukaryota; Metazoa; Arthropoda; Insecta; Hymenoptera; Agaonidae.
CAGCAGCAGUAGACACAGUAAUAGCAGUAACAUCAAUCAGCAGCUCCUGGGCCAGUUGGCAACAGUCCAUCAUCUCGCUCGCAUCGCUUCCCGAAAGUCAUUCGACGUAGUGUCGUUGCUCACCCGUGGAGUGAACGGAGCGCGAUAGCGGCUGCUUUCGAUUAUCCUACACUUCCACUUCCUCAGACUCAGCGCUAUCGCCACUCGUCAUCCAGAGUCGGGCUGAGGAACAUCCGGGAGAGACGAGGACCUCGAUCAAAGAGACCGAAUAUUUGGAGCGACCAAGUGAGGCCCUGCGGACGGGGAGCCAUGGGGCCCGAGUCAAACAUUUGACCCACUGCUGGCGACUUCGCGGCUCGGUGUCCAGGAGAUCGGCGCUGGCCCUGCGCUUCGUUCUCCCGAUCGAAAUGCACUGCCUAGGCGCCGGCACUGUCGGCCAGUCGAGCCCUAACGGCAUCGGCAGUGCUUUGAGCGUUGUCCGAGCUCUUGGUAUCCUCGUCUGCGAGGGCAGGAUACAAGGGCUGCCGCGGGGCUACAAGGAGGGUCCGCACUGCGUGCCCGCUCUCCAAGUCUCUGCCAACAACCACGUCUGCGACAAGGACAACUAUUUGUGCGACAGAUACCUAGUGCUCGUCCGCGAGAUAACGGAGCGGGUCGCCAUCGGCUCGUACCUCUGCGUGGAGGUCGUCCUCUGCAGCGACUGCCCUUGCGGCCUCAUUAAGUCGAAGAGCAAACACCGGGUGCUGAGCGUGCCCUUGUUAACGUCAUGGCAGCACUCGUCGGAGAUGCUCUUGGAGUAUUGGUGCAUCGGCGUCGUAGCAAGCAAAAGCCCGGAGACGAUGAACUCGCAGGGCCUUUAUCAAGCCGUGCGCUCGCGGCUCCACUUCAGCCAGGUGGCGGCCUGGUGGUCGCGGACCAACGGCGCCAGGCCCAGUUACGUCGCAACGAGGAUCGUCCAGCACAGCCCCGGCGACGAGCACCUCAGGAAGUUUCGCGAGACACCCGUCGAGCAUACCUUCCCCCUCGCCAGCCUCGGCGACGGCAACUCACUGGAGGUGAGUGUGUGGGCCCUACCGAGGAUGGAGGAUAUCCCUCGUUUGCAGUGUCCACUGCAUCCCCUGCAGCCCGAGGAUGCAAACGAUGGCUCCGCACGGUCGGCCCUCCCGGCUAAGCUCCUCAUCCCCACAGACGGCGGCCAAAGUCCCUCCUCCAGUGCCAUCGGCGAUGGUAAAUCGGGGAAAGGCCCUGCGCCGUUGCCGAACAAUGCCGCCACUGGCGAGAGCUUCGUCUACUACAUGAGUUCCUUUCGCUCGGCAGACUUGCUUGACGAUCGACUGCAGAUCCCUUGCGACAAGCCCGGCAAGCAUCACUGCCGUUGCGCCGAGGAGGAGGAUGAGGUCGAGGUCGAGGUGAUCCCGAGUGGCACGGUCCUGGGCCUUCCGAGACCAGCCAGCGAGCGCAAGCGACGCCGAUCGCUCCCCUGCGGGCCACCCGACCCUGGCAUCGCAACGGCACCCGAGCAGCCGACCCUCCCGGCCCUGAGGGAGGCCAUACCGCCCAGCUCGGAUCCGGGCCUCGACGGCCUCGCUCGCCGCUUCCGAGCCCAGCUGAGCAUCGACGAGCGCCAGGAGAAGCGCUAUAAGCGAGCCGCGGCUCCACCCGACGACGCUACUUUCGUGCCUUCGCUCGCGCCCUGGCUCACGUACGGCUCCGAGGUCGUCGUCGGGCUUGGUGUUGGUGGUGUCGUUGGCAAGGCACCCGUUAACCUCGUACUCAAUCCACUCUGCGGGCCCGACGGACUACUAAAAACGGCGGCCCCGAUUUCGGGCGUUUGCGCCACUGCGCCUACAAGCAACGUCCUCGCCACCACGAGCCACGUGGCCACGAUCGUCGCCCCACCGGCCACCCCUAACAGCACCCCAACUAUCAUCGCGACCAACACUAUCAACACUACCAACGUCAUGAUUCCCAACGCAGUCGUAAUAGCCACAACCACCGCCACCGCUACCACCACUGCCAACGUCGCCAUCAUCACCACCAAAUCCACCACCCCACCGCUAUUCAUUGCCAAGAGUAAAACUGGCGGUAGCGAUACUACUCGUUACGGCAAAGGCAACGGCAACGGCAACGGCAACGGCAACGGCAACGGCAACGGUAACGGCGGCGACGGCGAUGGCGAUGGACACAGUCGCAACAAAAGCAAUGGCAGCAGCAACGGUAAUAGCGGCGUCGGCGGCGGCGGUUGCGGCAGAGGCGGUGGCGAUUACAGCGACAGCACCAGUAACACCAACACUAGCAUCAGCAGCACCAACGGCAACAAUAAAAUGAGCAGUUGCAGUAGCAGCAGCGACGACGGCGAUGGCGAUGGCAAUAACAACAACGACAGCCGCAGUCGUGAUAGUGGCACCGGCAUCAUCACCAAUACCAACCACCAGCACCACACCAGCACCAGCACCAGCACCCGCACCAGCAUCAGCACCAACGCCAACACCAACGCCAACACCAACAUUAACAUCAACAUCAGCACCAUGACCACCACCAGCACAACCAGCACCACUGCUGAUGCCAGUACCAACACCACCACCAUCAUCACCAAUACGACUGUAAGUCCAGGUGGUGAUCGAGACCUAGAUCGACUCGUCUCCAAGCUCUCGUUCGCACAGGAGCGCGAGACUGUCGACCCCAACGGAUGCGCCGUUCUCGAUUGGAUCACACCCGCCGUCCCAGCCAAGUGCGAGCUUCGCUCGCGCAAUUGUAGCCUCGAGUUGAGCCCCCGAGAGUUCGACGAGGUACUCGCUGUACUGAGAGCACGGACGCCACUCGGGAAACGCCGCGCCGCUAAGCGCCGUGAAAAGCUAAUCGAGGCCCAGCAUCAGCAUCAGUAUCAGUGCCAACAGUACCAGCAUCAUUACCAGCACCAGCACCAGUACCAGUACCAAUACCAGCACCAGCACCAGCACCAUCACCAGCAUCAGCACAAGCACCAGCACCAGCACCAGCAAUUGUUUAAGCAGCGGCAGCCUAGUCCUCAGUCAGAUCCGCGCGCUAAACGGAGGAUCGAGUUCGCGGUGGGUCGGCCCGUGGAGGCGCACGAGGCCGAGGAUGAGGCCGAAGCCGAGGACGAGGAGGAGGCCGAGGAGGAGAUCCACGGGACGGCAUUCCAUAGUACAAACGGCGAGAAGCGGCUCGGCUGCCGCGGCCUCGAGCGUCGGCGCCUCGAGGAGAGGAGUAACAAGAAGUCGCGCGGCAGACGCGAUCUUUCGCCAGUGUGGCUCGGCCAGGCCAAUGGCGACGGCGACGGCGAGGACACGAGUCUUCGCGUGGUUGCCGCCGAAGUCGGCAUGGGAGGCAGAGAGCUGGACACCGGAGAGACCGUCGAUAGGACCCUCGUACCCUCGGCCAAGGACCAAGAGAGAUUCAGGCGGUCGCUCGAGAACGCCGCGUCGAUGGUGUUUCACAGUCGAACCGGACUGCCCCUCACGUCGAGUCCUGCACCUCUGAGACGCGGUAGCUGCUGCUUCGACUUUGACAGCAGUCUCAACAGCGUCUCGUCCAAACGAAGUGCGCUCUUUGAAUUAAGUACACCACCGAGUCCCGGCGCCGUGUCGCUCGAAGAAGGCGACCGGGAGGCCGAAAGCGCUUGCGACACCGAAGAAGUUCCAAGGAGACGCUCGACAUCCCGCAGCAGACCUCAGAGUCACGCUCUAUUAGGAAGCUUCGAGGAGUCGGCGCUCAACGGUAGAUUAGAGCCAGUCUCGACGGUGCACGGAUUUACCGCCGAAAUUGGAGCCAGUGGAUCUUUUUGCCCGAAACAUCGAAAGCUUCCGGUCACUGUCUUUUUUUAUACGCUUGGCGAUAAUGACAAAAUUUCAUCUCCCUAUCUCGCUCACAUAAAUCUCGGGAAAAAAGGAUACCAAGUACCAAGAAUGGGUACGAUUCAAGUUACCCUCUUGAAUCCAUUGGGCACGGUUGUCAAAAUGUUCGUCGUACUUUACGAUCUCACCGAUAUGCCAGAAAGAUCUCACACGUUUUUGCGUCAGCGAACCCUACGCGAUAAGAUGUUACGCUACCUCAUUCACCUCAGAUUUAUGUCCAACAAAUCCGGGCGGAUUUACCUGCACACGGACGUAAGGAUGAUCAUAUGCCGGAAGUCGGAUGUUGACACGGCGUCUGACUUUGGCUCGGAGCCGCCGAAGGAGCUGCGCAGCUACAUUCACGGGCCUACGAAUCCAAAAUUUUCGCCAAGGUGCUGAGUCACGUGGCUCUUCCCCUGGAGUUGCUGUCAGCCGCUGCAUCCGCCGAGUCCUCCGCCCGUCUACGUCUAACGAGCGCAUCUUUG